This is a messenger RNA of Caenorhabditis sp. 36 PRJEB53466, 4499 nucleotides long. NCBI's taxonomy places the organism in Eukaryota, Metazoa, Nematoda, Chromadorea, Rhabditida, Rhabditidae. The record is from the annotation of a GenBank genome assembly.
AUGUUCGCAUGCUGGGUACUAAUCAGAAGUAAGAGUACGUAUGUCACUUCGCCUAUUUUCUAUGCAAAUGCAGGUUUUCAUUUCACGUUUGAACUAUGUUUCGCAAUAUUACAUGUUCUCAGAUCCGCACAUCGGCCACGCCUACACUGCCGUUCUAUGCGAUACAGCACAUCGAUGGAAUCAGCUGAAAAAUCCAAGCUCUUCUGCUUUUUUCUCAAUCGGAACGGAUGAACAUGGAAGUAAGGUACUUUUGGCUGAAAAACAGUAACUUAUUCACAAAAUUGAAGAUUUUCCGCGCUUCCCAAAAAGCAAACAAGUCACCGCAGGAGUUUUGUGAUCAAGUUUCGUCAAAGUUUUCCAAUUUAUUCGAUAAGUUAAAUAUUUCUCAUACGAAUUUCAUCAGAACCACUGACUUGGCGCAUAAAGAAGCUGUGCAACAGUUUUGGGUGAGAAUGUCGUCUCUUUGAUGAAAAGAAUGUUCAAUUAUCAGAUGAAACUUUAUGACAAAGGCUUCAUUUACAAAAGCACGUAUUCCGGAUAUUAUAGUAUCACCGACGAAUGCUUCGUUCCGGAUACUGAUGUAGAACUGAAGAACAUGGAUGGAAAUGAAGUUCAUGUUGGUUUUACUCGUGUAGUUUUUGUAACAAAUACAAUUACAGGUCAUGAAAAAGACAGCAACUCCAGUCGAAUACAUCGAGGAAGAAAAUUACAUGUUUCGGCUGUCCCAAUUUCGCGAUGGUGUGAGAGAAUGGAUAGAGAACAAGAAUGUCGUUAAACCAACAAAAUACACAUCUCUCGCUCUUGACAGUUUGGAAAUGCAGGACGAUCUGUCAGUUUCAAGAACUAGAAGCAGACUGUCGUGGGGUAUUCCAGUGCCAAAUGAUGAAUCCCAAACUGUAAUAUAGCUAAAAUAAACGACAUGAUAGUACGAUGUUUUCAGAUCUACGUCUGGCUGGAUGCACUCGUCAAUUAUUUGACUGUCUCCGGAUACCCAAAGGAACAAUCUGUGUGGCCGCCUACGUGUCAAGUAAUUGGAAAAGACAUCAUAAAGUAAAUCAAAAUUAAUCGACCAACUGUUCAAACAACAUUCCAGGUUUCAUUUGUAUUACUGGCCUGCAUUCCUGAUGGCUGCUGGUUUUCCUCUCCCGGAAAAGAUCUUUAUUCACGGUCAUUGGCUCGUUGACAAUGUGAAAAUGUCGAAAAGCUUGGGGAAUGUGAUUGAUCCGAACGAGGCAAUAGAAAAUCUUACUUCGGAAGGUCUUCGUUAUUUUCUACUGAAACAAGGAAAUCCCAGUUACGAUUGUAGUAAGUUACAAUACAAUUGCCGAAAUUAAAGAGUGUUGUUCCAGGUUUCAAUUGGAAUAGCUGUCUGGAGACUAUAAACAGUGAUAUCGUCAACAACGUGGGAAAUCUUCUGAACAGAAGCACAGUGGCGAAAAUCAACAAAGACAUAGGAUAUCCAAAGAUGUCGUUAGAAGACAUGGACACAGAAGUGAAACAUAAUGCGGAGAGACUCAUCGGAAUGCUUCAAGAAGCAAAUGGUUCCACUAAAACUUCCAAUUGGAUCACAAAUGAGUUUUGCAGAAAUCUGCGUGGAACUCUACGAAAGUAUGUACUACUACAAGGUCAUCGAGCAUCUCAUGCUGAUCAUGAAAGAAGCGAACCGAGUUUUCCAACUCAGUCAGCCCUGGAAAGAAAAAGAUGAGCAGAAGCUGAAAAGUGUCCUCUUCGUCACGUACGAAUCACUGCGGAUUAUUUCCAUUCUUUUGCGACCAGUGACUCCCACACUGUCAGCAUUCUGCUUAGAUAGGUAAAAAUAUACUUAAUUUGUAAAAUUGUCAUUAACCAAUUCACAGGUUAGGAAUAGAAAAAAAUCAACGAGGCAUCAGUAACACGCCACUUGGCUGCUUCUCAGGUGGAAAUCUUGGUCGAGAUCAAGGCGUUUUCAUAGAUAGAAUUCAGAAAUAAUGUUCUCAACGGCUGUAGAAAUUUCUUGACUUCCUUUUUAUUGUUUCCAUGUUUUUGUUUUUGUUUUUGAAAAACUGUUUCUUACUACAACGUCGCUCGCUUUAUUUUUGAUUUUGUUUAUUUCAAUACUGCAUAUCUACAAGUUGUGUUUUCUAAAACACAUUCCUCAAUUUAUAAAUUGUUCAGAACUCUGGGAAAUAAUGAGUGCUGAUGCUCCGAAAGUUGAGGAAUGUUCCGAAGAAGUGCUGCGGCGAAGAGAACUUAUUCUGCGCAAUCUGCAGGUAUCCUGCUCAUUCUGUUUAAUCUUUUAUCGAUGUUUCAGGAGUCGCUCGGAGUCGACAAACUGACGAAGCAGCUCUCAACUGAUGGAAAAGUUCCUCAUUUGUACUGGGGAACUGCGACUACCGGAAAGCCUCAUGUGGGAUACCUCGUGCCGAUGCGCAAAAUUGCCGAUUUCCUCCAAGCUGGGCUCAACGUGACCAUUCUGUUUGCUGAUCUCCAUGCUUUUCUGGAUAACAUGAAAAGCACGUGGGAACUUCUGGAAAAUCGUGUGAUCUACUACCAAUGUGUUAUCAAAGCAUUGCUGCAGUCAUUGGAUGUCCCGAUCGACAGACUGCAUUUCGUCAAAGGAACAGAAUACCAACUAUCUAGAGCUUACACUGAUGAUGUUCUUCGUUUGAGUGCUCAAGUUUCGCAACGUGAUGCUCUGAAAGCUGGAGCUGAGGUGGUCAAACAAGUCGCUUCUCCACUCCUUUCCGGUCUUCUUUACCCUCUCCUACAAGCACUCGACGAACAGUAUUUGAAAGUUGACGGACAGUUCGGCGGAGUUGAUCAACGGAAAAUCUUUAUCUUGGCCGAAGAGCAGCUGCCAAAGCUGAAACUCGGAAAACGAUGGCAUCUGAUGAAUCCAAUGGUUCCAGGGUUGACUGGAACCAAAAUGAGCAGCUCUGAGGAAGAUUCAAAGAUAGACGUUCUCGACGAUCCAGCAAAGGUUUUGGCGAAGAUCGAAGGAGCAGCCUGCUCACGGAACGAACCAGACAAUGGAGUUCUUGCUUUCUACAACUUUGUCCUCUUUCCCAUCGUCUCGCCAGAUGCCAUUGAAAUCUCGAAUCAAGAGUUCUUUAAUUUUGAAUCUCUGUUGGCCGCGUUCUUGGAGGGAAAACUCGACGCUGAAGCCUUGAAGAAGUAUCUGGGAGAAUUCCUCGGAUCUCUUCUGAACAAAGUGCGUACGCGUUGUGAUACUGACGAAGUGAAGAGCGCCAUUCAAAAAGGAUAUCAUGUGACUGCCAGCUCCGAAUCGGCCACCGAGACCGUCUCAAAAGUUCUUCCGACACUGAACAGCGAGCAAAAGUCGUGGAAGGAGUUCCUUAUCCGAGGAAACGAUAUUUUCAAUGACGAAAAUCUAGACGAGACGCUCGCCAACGUUUCAACAGACAAACCUCUUCGUGUGGCUUUUGUAGCUCACGCGAAAGGAAAGUUUCAUCUCGGUUUCGUAGCGCCACUUCUUAGAAUUAAAAAGCUGGUGGAGGAUGGGGUUCCAAUCACUGCCAUAGUUUUGGUGUCAGAUAUUGAAGCCUAUUUGGAUAAUGAGAAAGUCUCCUGGGGAGCAAUUGAAGCGAGAGCGAUCUACUGCAGAGAAGUGUUCACUUCGCUCAUCAGGGAACUGAAAUUGGAGACUGUCGUUGCAGUCAGCAUUGCAGCGGAAAUCGACGGAUACUUCUCAAGGUGCUUGUAAUUUCUACAGUUUAUUGAAUGUCUGUUGUAUUUCAGUGACUACGUGCUAGAUUUUUACAAAAUGGCGUCGGCAGUUACUCGCGAUGAGACCACCAUUUGUGAAGGAACUGCUCUUUCUGGAAAUCUCGUCCCUCUUCUCUACACUCUGAACACUCGCCUUGUCUCUCCAGAUGUAGUCAUAAUAGGAAGUGAUGCCACAAAUUAUGCGACUCUUUCCGCAAAACUUCUUCGCUUCUUGGGACAGCGCCCUGUUGCUCACCUAUCUGUUCCCACUAUUCCCGGAUGCAAUGGAUCGAAGAUGAGCUGCUCGAGUCCCGAUUUCUUGUUAGAUCCGCUAGACACUGCGAAGCAAACGAAAACGAAGAUUGCUAGGUGGGACUGGUCUUUUAAUAAAUAAUUUCAAAACGUAUUUCUUUUCAGAAGCUUCUGUGAGCCCGGAAACUUGGAUGGAAAUGUUACAAUGAUGCUGGCGGAGCAGGUCAUCUUCCCCCUUCUGAGCGGAUCCUCUUUCAACAUUUAUCGUGCUGCUGACAAUGGUGGAGACGUUGCUGUGAACAACUACCAGGAAUUGGAACAUGAAUUCGUGACCGGAUCCAACCCUGAUUUCCCGCUUCAUCCUGGAGAUUUGAAGAACGCCGUUGUGAACAUUGUGAAUGGGUAUGACAUACUUUAAAACGCUACUUUUCAAAUUUGCUAUUUUCAGACUUUUCGAUGGAAUUCGCAAAGAUUUCGUUGACAAAGCUCGACUGAAGAUAGUCGCUGAUGCAUUUUCCACAUCGAAGGGAAAGAAAAAGUAA